AUGGCAGUGUUUCACGAUGAGGUGGAGAUCAAGGACUUCCAAUAUGUAAAGAACUCAGAGAUGUACUUCUACCCCUGCCCAAGCGGGAAUAAAUUCUGCAUCACCCAGGAUCAGUUUACUUGUAGAGAGACAGUCCCAGCCUCUUCCACCAAUAAUGAACUAGUUAAAUGCUAA
Messenger RNA from Cervus elaphus (red deer), 174 nucleotides. Its product is annotated as DPH3 homolog. The record is from RefSeq and is a predicted model, not a curated record. NCBI's taxonomy places the organism in Eukaryota, Metazoa, Chordata, Mammalia, Artiodactyla, Cervidae. The coding region runs from base 1 to 174 and encodes 57 amino acids. The transcript has 2 exons.